AUGUCACAUUAUUUUAAGCCUUCAAUGAUGCCAAAAGAUGAGUCAACAUCCAACUUUGAUGAACUUAGGUGGGUGAUUAAAAUCCGUGAAAUCCUUGAUGAAGAUCUAGAUUAUGGUGAUGAGUUAUCUGUAUCAAUCUUUAAUGUUCCUAAGACCCUUAUGGCCAUUCAUCAAGAUUCAUAUAUUCCUCAACAAGUUGCAAUUGGACCUUACCACUAUUGGCGCCAAGAGCUAUAUGAAAUGGAGAGGUACAAGCUUGCGGCCGCGAAACGGUUCCAAAAUCAGCUGCAAAGCCUUAAAUUGGAGCACAUUGUUGUCCAAUUGAUAAGGUUUGAACAUAGGAUUCGCGGGUGCUACCAUAAGUACUUGAAUGUUAAUGGCGAAACGUUGGCGUGGAUGAUGGUAGUUGAUGCUGCAUUCUUGUUAGAGUUUCUUCAAAUUUUUGCUAACCAUGAUGGAACAAUGACAAUAGGAGUUUCUUCAAGAAUGUCUCACUUGUUGGAUUAUGCAGGUAGAAAAUUAGCUCACAAUGCAAUCUUGAAGGAUAUUGUGAUGCUUGAAAAUCAAAUCCCAUUAUUUGUAUUGAGAAAGAUGUUGGAGUUCAAAUUCUCAUCACUAGAGUUAGCAGAUGACAUGCUAUUUUCCAUGUUCAUAGGAUUGUUUAAAGAUCUUUCGCCUUUUUCGCCCAUGGAGGAGGAGGACUAUCCCCAAAUCCUUGUCUCAGAAUGUGCACAUCUUCUAGAUUUUUUGUAUGAGAUGAUUGUGCCUAAAUUGGAAGAACAAUCCGAUCCAGCAGAAUCAGAGGAUCGACAUAAAGAUGGCGAGCACCACGAAAAUUCGUUAGUGAACUAUGCUAAGCAAUUUCUAUUUGGGGUUUGGAAAAUGGUUUCAACAUUGGUUGAAGCAUCAAUAAGUUGUAUCAAAAUGUUCCUAACAUGUAGAACCAUGAAAGUGAUCUUUAGGGUGCCUUGGACAAUCAUUUCUAACCUACCCGGAUUCGGAAUCAUAAAGCAACCAGUUGAGUACUUGUUCUUUAAUCAAGACAAAGAACCAACAAAAAAAGAAGAAAAUGGUAAUUUAAGUUCAAAUAAUAUCACCAACAAGUCACCCUUAAUGGAAGAAAUCACAAUUCCAUCGGUCACAGAACUCGCGAAAUCCGGGGUUAGUUUCAUUGCUGCUAAUGGAAACAUAUCAACCAUUAGAUUUGAUGUUAAAACAAAAACACUCUAUCUUCCAAAAGUUGGUUUGGACAUAAACACUGAAGUGUUGUUAAGAAACUUGGUUGCUUAUGAGGCAUCAAAUUCAUCAGGGCCAUUGAUUUUUACACGUUACACUGAAUUGAUGAAUGGGAUCAUAGACACUGAGGAAGAUGUAAAGAUCCUUAGAGAAAAAGGGGUGAUUUUGAAUCACUUAAAGAGUGAUGAAGAGGUGGCAAACUUGUGGAAUGGGAUGAGUAAGUCCAUUAAGUUGACAAGGGUGCCAUUAUUGGAUAAGGCCAUUGAAGAUGUUAAUCAGUAUUAUAAUGGUAGAGUUAGUAUUAAGGUUUGGAAAUUUGUGAAGGUCUAUGUGUUUGGUUCAUGGCAGUUUCUUACAUUCCUUGCAGCAAUAUUCCUCUUGUUCUUGAUCUCCUUGCAAGUCUUUUUCACUUUCUAUAAAUUCAUAAAAGCAUGA
This is a messenger RNA of Arachis stenosperma, 1671 nucleotides long. RefSeq names its product putative UPF0481 protein At3g02645. The record is from RefSeq and is a predicted model, not a curated record. Lineage: Eukaryota; Viridiplantae; Streptophyta; Magnoliopsida; Fabales; Fabaceae. Bases 1 to 1671 code for a protein of 556 amino acids. The transcript has a single exon.